Messenger RNA from Juglans microcarpa x Juglans regia, 1764 nucleotides. RefSeq lists its product as uncharacterized. NCBI's taxonomy places the organism in Eukaryota, Viridiplantae, Streptophyta, Magnoliopsida, Fagales, Juglandaceae. The transcript has a single exon. The record is from RefSeq and is a predicted model, not a curated record. The coding region runs from base 757 to 1545 and encodes 262 amino acids.
AUUUUAAAGUGGUUUGAUGGGUCCCUCUCACUUUCUCUUCUCUAGACUUGUUUGGUGGAACUUUCCUGGUUAUGAUCAUUCAUAAGGUUUGCUUCUGUUCUCCCGAAGUUCCAGUUCCAUUUCCAAUGAGUCUAAUCUUAAAACCACUGAUUCGCACGGAAGUCCCCAAACUUUCAAGUUGGUAAUAUAGUAAUUGAAACUCACCAUGAAGUGUAAAUGCUGAAAGUGUAGGAACAAUAGUAUCUGAAGUAGGAAUCCCCAUAGUAUUUGAGGACACAUAGAUAAGAUGUUUGUUGGUCCCUCUUCUAUGAAGUGGGAGAUGGUGAAAUUAAAUGGAUGGGACUACUCCUGUUUAGAAGCCACCCCUGGUGACAUUGAACCCAAAACGUGCAAUUGCUGUAACCUUUUGAGGCACCCAUUAGAAUUCAUGUUGUCACCAAAAUAGAGAAAAAGGAGACCCACAAACAGCCGCAGCUACAGUACUUUGUCCCCAAAUCACCUUCAUACCCUCACUAUAUUAAGCCUAUAUUAUUAAGCCUAUCAGCAAUAUCUCCGCCUCAGCCACGCCUCUCUCUCUCUCUCUCUCUCUCUCUCUCCACCCACCUUCUCAACUCUCCAACAACUCCAUCAACGCUAGCGUACAAUUUUAUUAUUUUUUAAGUUUAUAACCGUUGAACUCAAAAUUUUCAAAAUUUUGGAGGCUGUUAAUAUUCGUACAUACGAUCCAAAAGUGCUGAAUCUUUCGUCCACAAACAAAUGGGUUGCUGUACGAGCACCACCAGAAGCCAACCGGACCAAAAAACCGGGUUGUUCCACCAGAAAUUCCAGGAGAAAUCUCCGAUUCCGGUUUCCGAGCAGUCUCAUGUCAGAGAUCUCAGGUCUCCACCACAACCCCCAGUAGAGGAAGAAUUCGUCAAAGAGGUCCUGUCCGAAACACCCGUUGUCUCCAAGCGGCAAAACCCAAUUCCAGCAGAGGAGAAAGAGACCCAAUUUCCCAUUGAAACUAAGGGUCUGUGUCUGAUUCACGAAGCAGAAACGGAGGAGGUGUCUGAAUUCUCUCAGAUAUCAGAGAGUCUCUCCUUAUCGACUACCACCACCACUACUAUCACAGACAAGAAGGAAGAAGACGAGGCAAUUAGUAAGAGGAGCAUAGAAGUGGGUCAAAAUGUGCUUCACAGAGCUCAAACGAGGGGCCCCAGAAAGCGUCCAAACACCACCGAUCUCGCCAGCCGGAGAGUUAUCCCGACGAAGGGAUCGAGUGAGGUGAGAACCAGGAGGCUUGACGUAAGGACAGCGGGAGCCCGUAGAGAUCCAGGCGAGGGUCCCGGCCGGAGGUCGAGGUCACCGGCGACGAGGACAGCGAGUGGAGUGGGAAGGAGUCCGGGGAAGGGGAUGGGAAGAACCUGUGGCCAGUCACUGGAAUCAGGGGUGCAGUGUAAGCAGAGCACUGGUGCUGAAGAGGAGUUAAAGGAGGGCAAUUUGCAGGUGGGGAAUGAGUCCCUUGAGAACCCACUAGUUUCGUUAGAGUGCUUCAUCUUUCUGUAGAACUCUCAGUUCGUGUUUCAGGAAGCUAAAGGCACUGCUUGGUUUUGAUUUUUGAUUUUGCUUUUGAUAUUGAUUCUGCCACUACUUCUUCUCUUGCUUCAUCAUAAAACGUGUGUUCUGAAUUUGGUCUUUGCGGCUCAUCCUGGCUUUCAGAAUUUCUUCUGUAAAUCAUCCAUGUAAAUUAUGAUAAAAUCACUGUUUUCGGUUGAAGAUUAAAAA